AUGCCUACGGAGGAUGUUAGCGAUCUCAGAGACGUUGUCGAUGCGAUUAACAGACUGUGCGAGACCAUGAAAACCUCCGGUUACGAAGAAACCGAAUACGAAGAUUGUACAGAUGUAACUUGGAAAGAAGAGAUCGUGGAAAGCAGUGACGUAGUGAACACUGAAGAAUUAGUAAGCCCUGAGGAAGUAGCUGUCCAAAAGGUGGAAACUUACGUUGCAGAGAGAUGGAGCGAUACGUCUUUAGUAGAACAAACCGAGGAAAGCGAAAACGUUACAUCCGACACUGAUCAAACGGCAGUUUUUUGUGAGCCAAUUAGUGAAAUGUAUUACACAGCUUCUUCAGAAGUAUCGCUGCUAUCUGAUAUGGAAUUCCCAGAAAGGGUUCAUGAUGAGGGCAAAGAUUUGAAAGAUGAUAGACAAAACGUGAUUGCUGGUCAUGUUGCGGCUAUGAGAGAGAGAUUUGAGAGUAUGACACGUGCGAACACGCCUUGCCCGGAUGUAAUGCGGUCGCUGUCGCCGUCUUUAGAUAUGUUCAGGAAUAUAACACCUUCACCUGAUCGUUUGGACGAAUAA
This is a messenger RNA of Parnassius apollo (apollo), 573 nucleotides long. The record is from the annotation of a GenBank genome assembly. NCBI's taxonomy places the organism in Eukaryota, Metazoa, Arthropoda, Insecta, Lepidoptera, Papilionidae.